CUUCUAUAAUCCUCUCAGAACCUAUUCUGAUUAUAACCAGGCAAGGAAAUGCAGAAGAUUAUGACUAAGAGAUGGGAAGGUCAGGGUCUCAUGACCUUGCAGAAGGGACCCCAAGUCUACUUUGAAUCAUAUUGGUAACAUGGCUUGAGGGCAGUAAAAAAAAAUAUACAAUUACUAGACUUGAUGAUCUAUGUAUUGUUACAACUUAAAAGUCAAAUGAAAAUUGAGAGGGAAAUAUCAUAGGAAUGUUAUUCUAUAGGAGGCUUACAGGUGAGAGUAAAGUCCACAAAGGAAUUUCUGGACAGAAACCAUGUAUGAGGGAUGCCUGGGUGGCUCAGCGGUUGAGCAUCUGUCUGCCUUUGGCUCGGGUUGUGAUCCUGGAGUCCCUGGAUGGAGUCCUGCAUCAGGCUCCCUGCAUGGAGCCUGCUUCUCCCUCUGCCUAUGUCUCUGCCUCUCUCUCUCUAUAUUUCAUGAAUGAAUAAAUAAAAUCUUAAAAAAAAAAGAAACCAUGUAUGAUUAUUGCCUCCCCCAACCAUAGUGUGUUAUUGGAAUGGAUAUGAUGUCAUAUAAAUCUACCUAGUCCUUUUUCUUUUAAGUAAGCUCUAUGCCCAAUAUGGGGCUUGAACUCAGGACCCCAAAUUCAAGAGUCACAUUCUCUACAGACUGAGCCAGCCAGGUUUCCCAAGUUAAGGACCUUCUAUUUUUUUUUUAAUCAAAAUUUUUAGGGGGGAUGCCUGGAUGGCUCAGCAGUUGAGCCUUUGGCUCAGGGUGUGAUCCCAGAGACCCAGGAUCGAGUCUCACUUCUGGCUUCCUACAUGGAGCCUGCUUCUCUCCCUCUGCCUGUGUCUCUGCCUCUCUCUGUGUCUCCCAAGAAUAAAUGAAUAAAAUCUUUAAAAAAAAAUUUUUUUAGGGACACCUGGGUGGCUAAGCGGUUGAGUGCCUGCCUUAGAUCCAGGGCAUGAUCCUUGGGUCCCAGGAUCAAGUCCCAUAUCGGGCUCCCUGCAUGGAGCUCACUUCUCCCUCUGCCUGUGUUGUCUCUGCCUCUCUCUCUCUCUCUGUCUCUCAUGAGUGAAUAAAUAAAAUCUUAAUUUUUUUUUCUCCUCCCCAUUCCCUUGGUGGAAUUUACUAAUCAGUGACUAUAGGAUGUCAAUUAAAAUUGAUAGUGGGACAUAAUUCCCCUAUCCCACAAUUGGGUUAUUAUCAGUCUAGAAGUUUGUUUCCCAAGAGUGAGGCAUCUCUUCAAUAUUUUAACGCUAAUUACUCUUUAUUUCAUUUCAUUUACUCAUUUGCAAAAUGAAAGCAGGUAUUAUUGACUUAAUCCAGAAUUGAAUCAUCAUUUUGGAAAUUUUGGGAGAAAAAAGUUCUUUUUCUCCCUACUGUGUAAAAUGUGGCUUGUAAAACAAUAUUAGAAAAGAUAUAAAAUUUUACGUUUGGCAUUCUGGAUAGUUUUCCCACACGUCUUUACCUUUGCAGGCCACACUAACAAAUUCCAAAUUAUAAGUCAUGCUUGAAUAUUAUUUUUAUGAAAGAUGAUGUCAAUAUUGGGUAAGGGGAAAUGGACUUAAAAUAAUGUUUCAACCAAAGACUAAGUGUAUAUUUGAGAAAUUCAGUGACAUUUCCAAAGUUAUGCAUUUUUCUAAUGUUUGUGAGAAAAACAUUUCAUAAUUUAUGAUCUCUUUCCUCUAAGAAUUUCUUGUUAGAAACACUGCUAAAAACAUGCUAAGAUUAUUACCAUCCAUAUUUUACAUUCUAUAUAAUAUAGCUUUCAUUUCAUUUUCUAUUAAAUUUUUUUAGAUUUAUUUAUUCAUGAGAGACAGAGAGAGGCAGAGACAUAGGCAGAGGGAGAAGCAGAUUCCCUGCCAGGAGCCUGAUGCGGGACUGGAUCCCAGGACUCCAGGAUCAUGCCCUGAGCCAAAGGCAGACGCUCAACCACUGAGCCACCCAGGCAUCCAUUUUUUCCAUUAAUUUUUAAUUUCAGUGAACGCAAAUAUUCAAAAACGGUUUUGUUCCAUCUGGUUUGGUUCAUGCUUAGUAAUAUUUUACUUAUAAAACUUCGAAAACACGGGGGCCUGGGUGGCUCAGUUGGUUGGGCAUCUGCUUUGGGCUCAGGUUAUGAUCCGAGAGCCCUGGUAUAGAGCCCCUGAUCAGCGGUGAGCCUGCUUCUCCCUCUCCUUCCCACUUGUGCUCUCUUUCACUACCUCUCUCAAAUAAAUUUAAAAAUAAAUAAAAUAUUUAAAACUUUGAAAACACUGCAAUAUUUUUAUCUUAAAGAGAUUUUUUUUAAAGAUUUUAUUUAUUUAUUCAUGAGAGAGACAGAGACACAGGCAGAGGGAGAGGCAGGCUCCAUGCAAGGAGCCCAAUGCGGGACUUGAUCCCAGGUCUCCAGGAUCACGCCCUGGGCGGAAGGCAGGCACUAAACCGCUGAGCCACCCAGGGAUCCCUCUUAAAGAGAUUUAUUAAAGAGAGAGCGAGUGGGAAGGGAGGGACAGAGUGAGAGGGAAAAAGAGAAUCCCAAGGAGACUCUGCUGAGCCCAGAGCCCAAUAUAGAACUCGAUCCCACGACCUCCAGAUCAUGACCUGAGCCUAAAACCAGAGUUGAACUCUCAAAUGACUGAGCCACCCAGAUACCCAAGUUGUUUCCUGCUGUUCAUCCAGUACCCCGGAAGGCUGGUAUUCAUCAUUCAUUUAGACAAUAUGAGGAAUAAUAUUUUUUGAAUAUUGAAAAACAAUUAAAAAUACAGAAAAUAAGACUUUACAUAAUACCAUUAAAUGAAAGGCUAAGUAAAUACUUAAACUUCCUGUCUUAGAAAAAGUAUUGUGGUAAAGAGAACUUUCAAAAUUAGUGAUGGAAGGAUACAUUUUUGAAAGGUUCUGGAAGAGAUAUAAAAAUAUAUUAAUAUUAUUAAAGUGGGAAGAAUAACAAGGACUGUGAAUACAUCACACAGACAGCAUUUACUUAUGUGGAUAUUUUACAGCAAAUCUCAAAUAUACAAUUUUAUUCAAUUAGGGUUUUGUUUUUGUUUUUUGAGAGAGAGACAGAGCAUGGGGUCACACAAGUGGAGGGAUUGGGGCAAAGGGAGAGGAAGAAUCUUAAACAGACUCCAUGCUCUAUGCAGAGACUGCUGUGGGGAUAAAUCUCACAACACUGGGAUCACGACUUCAGCUGAAAUCAAAAGUCAGAUGCUUAACUGACUGAGCUACCCAGGCGCCCCAGAUAUGUAUUUUUUUUUAGAGGUAAAAAGUUUAUUUCAUAAAACAAGUAUUUUUAUUGUACCAAGAAUAAUAUAAAAUUAUUAUCAAGUGUCUACAUUAUUUUUUGCCUCCACACAGGUAUUGCUCAGUGUUUUUAAGAAUGAAGAAAAUUAAAAAAAAAAAAAAGAAAAUUUGGGGAUCCCUGGGUGGCUCAGCGGUUUAUCACCUGCCUUCGGCCCAGGAUGUGAUCCUGGAGUCCCAGAUCCAGUCUCGGAUCGCGCUUCCUGCAUGGAACCUGCUUCUCCCUCUGCCUGUGUCUCUGCCUCUCUGUCUGUGCUUCUCAUGAAUAAAUAAAUAAAAUCUUAAAAAAAAAUAAUGAAGAAAAUUUUGGGUCCCUGGAUGGCUAAAUCGGUUAAGCAACUCCCUUCGCCUCAGGUCAUAAUCCCGGAGUCCUGGGAUUGAGCCCAGUGUUGGGUUCCUUGUUCAGUGGGGAGUUUGCCUCUCCAUUUCCCUCUGCCCCUCACCUCACCCAGGCUUGGUCUCUCACUCUCUCUCUCUCAAAUAAAUAAAAAUCUUUUUUUAAAAAAAGAAUGAGGAAAAUUUCACUUUGGAAGCAAAAUGAUUAGUGACUCUAAUAGUCAACUGCUCAGAUUAAUUCUACAUCCUUUCAGACUUCACUGCUAAAAUUUCUCUAAAGUAUUAAUUUUUUCAUCAUCAAUUGAUGUUUCCCCAGAGCUUUAUCUGCCAUCACCUUUGAAUCACUACAUAGUCACUGAUUUUUGCCUAAUUUUUAAAAAAGAUUUUAUUUAUUUAUUCAUGAGAGACACACAGAGAGAGGCAAAGACAUAGAGGGAGAUCACGCUCCCUGCAGGGAGCUCCAUGCGGGACUCAAUCCCAGGACCCCAGGAUCACGCCCUGACUCCAAGGCAGACGCUCUACCACUGAGCUACCCAGACGUCCCCUUUUUUCCUAGUUUUUAUUUAAAUUCCAAUUUGUUGGGACGCCUGGGUGGCUCAGUGGUUGAGCGUCUGCCUUCCGCGGCUCAAGGCAUUAUCCUGGUUUGGGAUGAGUCCCGCAUGGGGCUCCGGCUUCUCUCUCUACCUGUGUCUCUUCCUUUUUCUCUGUCUCUCAUAAAUAAAUAAAUAAAUAAAUAAAUAAAUAAAUAAAUAAAUAAAUAAAUAAAUAAAUAAAUUUAAAAAAACAGAUUUUAAAAGAUUUUAUUUAUUUAUUCAUGAAAGACACAGAGAGAGGCAGAGACAUAAGCAGGCUCCAUGCAGGAAGCCCAAUGCGGACCCAUUCCCGGGUCUCCAGGACCACGCCCUGGGCUGAAGGCAGACAUCCAACCGCUGAGCCACCCAGGCGCCCCAACAAAUGUUUUUUUUUAAAAAGAAUCUGUAUUCUGGUUUGCCUCUUUUCCCCCUACUAUGUUCAUGUGUUUUCUUUCUCUUUCUUUCUUUCUUUCUUUCUUUCUUUCUUUCUUUCUUUCUUUCUUUCUUUCUUUCUUUCUCUUUCUCUUUCUCUUUCUCUUUCUUCUUUCUCUUUUUUUUAUUCAUGAGAGACACACACAGAGAGAGGUAGAGACACAGGCAGAGGGAGAAGCAGGCUCUCCACAGGGAGCCCUAUGUGGGACUCAAUCCCAGGACCCCUGGAUCCUGCCCCAAGCUGAAGGCAGACGCUCAACCACUAAGCCACCCAGGUAUCCCUUGUGUUUGGUUUCUUAAGUUCCACGUGAGUGAAAUCAUAUGGUACAUGUCUUUCUCUGAGUAUUUCACUUAGAAUAAUACUUUCUAGUUCCACCCACAUCUUUGCAAAUGGGAAUAUGUCAUUCUUUUUUAUGGAUGAUUAAUAUUCUAUUGUAUAUGUAAAUACACAUUUUUUUAAGAUUUAUUUAUUUAUUCAUGAGAGACACGGAGAGAGAGGCAGAGAGAGAAGCAGGCUCCUCACAGGGACUUGAUCCCGGAUCCCAGGAUCAUACCCUGAGCUGAAGGCAGAUGCUCAGCCACUGAGCCACCCAGGCAUCCCUACCCCACAUGGACUUCUGAGCUCUUUCUAUAAUUAGGGUGUUGUUGAUAAUGCUGCUAUAAAUAUUGAGGUGCAUGUAUCUCUUCAAAUCAGCAUCUUUGUGUCCUUUGGGUAAAUACCAAGAAGUGCAAUUGCUGGAUCAUAGGAUAGUUCUAUUUUUAACUUUUUGAGGAAUCUCCAUACAGUAUUCCAGAAUGGCUGCACCAGUUUGCAUUCCUAUCAACAGUGUAAGAGGGUUCCCCACUCUCUGCAUCCCGACCAACACCUGUUGUUGCCUGUGCUAUUAAUUUUCGCCAUUCUGACUAGUGUGAGGUGAAAUGUCAUAGUAGUUUUGAUUUGUAUUUCUCUGAUGAUGAAAGAUGUUGAGCAUCUUUUCAUGUGUCUGUUAGGCAUCUGCAUGUCUUUUUUGGAAAAAUGCCUAUUUAUGUGUUCCACCCAUUUCUUUUUGGGUGUUAAGUUUAUAAAUUCUGUAUAUAUUUUGUUUUUUUUUUUUAAGACUUUAUUUAUUUAUUCAUGAGAGACACGGGGAGAGGGAGAAGCCGUCUCCGUGCAGGGAGUCCAAUAUGGGAUUCGAUCCUGGGACUCCAGAAUCACACCCUGGGCAGAUGGCAGGUGCUAAACCGCUGAGCCACCCAGGGAUUCCCCCCUAAAUUCUGUAUAUAUUUUGGAUACAAACCCUUUAUCAAGUAUGUCAUUUGCAGGAGCUUCUGAGUGGCUCAAUUAGUUGAGCAUCUGACUCUUGGUUUCAGUUCAGGUCACCAUCUCAGGGUCAUGACAUCAAGCUCUGUGUCAGACCCUGGACUCUGCUUGGAGUCCGCUUGAGAUUCUCUCCCUCUCCCUCUGCCCCUCUCACUCUCUCUGUCUCUCAAGUAAAAAAAAAAAAAAAAAAGGUAUGUCAUUUGCAAAUAUCUUCUCCCAAGAAGAAUUUGUUGACUAUUUCUUUCACUACGUAGAAGUUUUUUAUCUUGACAAAAUUCUGAUACUUCAUUUUUGCUUUUGUUUCCCUUGCUUCAGGAGACAUAUCUAGUGAGAAGUUGCUUCACCUCACAUCAAACAGGUUACUGCCUCUGUUCUCCUCUAGGGUUUUGAUGGUUUCUUAUCUCACAUUUAGGUAUUUCAUCCAUUUUUUAAUUUAUUUUUUGUGUAUGAUGUAAGAAAGCAGUCUAGUUUCAUUCUUUCACAUGUUGCCGUCCAGUUUUCCCAAUACCAUUUUUCUUAAAAAAUAAUUUAUUUAUUCAUGAAAGAAACAGACAGGCAGAGAGACAGGCAGAGGGAGAAGCAGGCUGCUUGUGGGGAACCUGAGGCCGGACUCGAUCCCAGGACCCCAGAAUCAUGACCUGAGCCAAAGGCAGAUGCUCAACCACUAAGCCACCCAGGCGUCCCCAAUACCAUUUCUUGAAGGGAUUGUCUUUUUUUUUUCCCAUUAAAUAUUCUUUCCUAAAAAAAAAAAAAAAAUUAUUUCCUGCUUUGUGGAAGAUUAGUUGACCAUAUAGAUGUGGGCUCAUUUCUGGGUUUUCUAUUCUGUUCCAUUGAUCUAUGUGUCUGUUUUUGUGCCAUUACCAUAUUGUUUGUUAAUCACUACAGCUUUGUAAUAGAACUUGAAUUCCAGAAUUGUGAUGCCUCCAUCUUUGCUUUUCUUUUUCAAGAUUACUUUGGCUCUUUGGGGAAUUUUGUGGUUCCCUAUAAAAUUUAGGAUGGUUUGUUCUAGCUCUGUGAAUAAUGCUGGUGGUGUUUUGAUAGGGCUUGCAUUAAAUGUAUAGAAUGUUUUGGGUAAUAUAGAUAUUUUAACAAUGUUUGUUCUUCUAAUCCAUGAACAUGGAAUGUUUUUCCAUUUCUUUGUGUUAUCUUCAAUUUUUUUAAUCAAUGCUUUAUGGUUUUCAGAGUACAGAUCUUUUACCUUUUUGGUUAGGUUUAUUCCUAGGUAUCUUAUGGUCAUUUGUGCAAUUGUAAAUGGCAUCAAUUUUUUUUCUCUUUCUGCUUCUUCAUGAUUGGUGGAUAAAAAUGCAAUAGAUUUCUGUAUGUUGAUUUUUUAUCCUGUGACUUUACUGAAUUCAUGUAUUAGUUCUAGGAAUUUUUUGGUGGAGUCUUUUGGGUUUUCUAUACAGAAUAUCAUGUCAUCUGCAAAUAGUGACUGUGUGACUUCUUCCUUGCCAGUUGUGGAUGGCUUUCAUUUUCAUUUGUUGUCUGAUUGCUGAGGCUAGGACUUCCAGGACUGUGUUAAAUAACAGUGGUAUGAGUGACCUUCCCUGUCUUGUUCCUGACUAUUGAGGAAGAGCUCUCAGUUUUUCCCCAAUGAGGAUGAUAUUAGCUGUGGGUCUUUCAUAUAUGGCCUUUAUGAUGUUGAGGUACGUUCCCUCUAUCUCCACUUUGAGGUGUUUUUUUUUUUUAAGAUUUUAUUUAUUCAUGAGAGAGAGAGAGGCAGACACAGGCAGAGGGAGAAGCAGACUCCGUGCAGGGGGCCUGAUGUGGGACUCGAUCCCAGGACCCCGGGAUCACGCCCUGAGCCAAAGGCAGAUGCUCAACAACUGAGCCACCCAGGUGCCCCGAGUGUUUUUUUUUUUAAAUCAUGAAUAGAUGUUGUACUUUGUCAAAUGCUUUUUCUGCAUCUAUUGAGAGGAUCAUAUGGUUCUCAUCCUUUCUUUUACAAAUGUGGUGCAUCACAUUGGUUGAUUUGCAAAUUUUGAAUCACCCUUGAAGUCUAGGAUAAAUCCCAAUUGAUCACGGUAAGUAAUUCUUUUAAUGUACUGUUUGCUUAGCUAGUAUUUUAUUGAAAUUUUUUAUAUUCAUGUGCACCAGGGAUAUUGGCCUGUAGUUGUCUUUUUUAGAGAAGUCUUUGUCUGGAUUUGGAAUCAGGGUAAUUCUGGCCUCAUAGAAUGAUUUUGGAAGUUUUCCUUCCAUUUCUAUUUUGUAGAACUCCUCUGUGAAGCCAUCUGUCCCUAGACUUUUGCUUGUUGGGAGAUUUUUGAUUACUGAUUCAAUUUCCUGGCUGGUUAUUGGUCAGUUCAAGUUUUUUAUUUCUUCCUGUUUCAGUUUUGGUAGUUUAUGUAUCUGUAGGAAUUUAUCCAUUUUUUUCCACAUUGUCCAAUGUGUUGUCAUAUAGAUUUUCAUAAUAUUCUGUUAUACUUGUUUGUAUUUCUGUGAUGCUGGUUGUUAUUUCUCCUCUUUCACUUGUGAUUUUACUUACCUGGGUCCUUUCCCUUUUCUUUUUGAACAGUCUGGCUAGCAGUUUAUCAAUUUUAUUAAUUUUUUCAAAGAACCAGAUCCUCAUUUCAAGAACCUAUUCUAAUGUUCUUUUAGUUUCUAUAUCAUUUAUUUCUGUUCUAAUCUUUAUUAUUUCCCUCCUUCUCCUGGCUCAGGGCUUCAUUUGUUGUUCUUUUCCUAGCUCCCUUAGGUGUAUGAUUAGAUUGUGUACUGAGAUUUUUUUUAAGAUUUUAUUUAUUAUUCAUGAGAGACACAGAGAGAGGCAGAGACAUAGGCAGAAGGAGAAGCAAGCUCCAUGCAAGAAGCCCGAUGUGGGACUUGAUCCUGGAACUCCGGAUCACACCCUGAGCGGAAAGCAGACGCUCAACCACUGAGCCACCCAGGCGUCCCUGUGUACUGAGAUUUUUCUUGCUUAACUGACUGCGCCACCCAGGUGACCCCCAGAGCAAAGGUUUCUAAUGUACAUUUCCUGAGUGUCUCUGCAGUGAGUGGAGGAGGCUAAAGAAUUAAAGGGCUAGGAUUCCAGGAUCUCCACUGCUGAGAAUGCCACACACUGAAGCCACCUAGCCACCUACUUCUUUGGCUUGAAACCGUAACUCAAGAAGGAGGCCAUUAGAUGCAGGAAGUUCCAAUGCUCUAGACACCUACAUAAGCAAACUGAAACUUCAAGUAAAUUAUUGUAAAUGCCUUAAGGGUAAGAGAUCAAAACCUAAGAACACCCAAUCACAAACAAGCAACUAGGCUUUCCUAAAUGAGGUGAUUCCUUAAGUUAUAGCCAAUCUUAUAACUUCUUUGCUUUGUUUCCCCUUUUUGUCUACAAUAGACUUAUCUCUAGUUUGGUUUGAUGCUGCCCAAUUGCAUUUGCUGUAUACUCAAACAUGCUGUUUGAAAUAUUAUUUUACCUCACUUUAUCUUUUAACAGAGCUAAUUUAUGUUUUUAAAGAUUUUAUUUAUUUAUUUGAUAGAGAGAGCACAAGCAGAAGUAGGAGAGGGAGAAACUGGCUCUCUGCUGAGCAGGGAACCUGGUGCAGAACUUGAUCCCAGGACCCUGGGAUCACUACCUGAGCCGAAGGCAGAUGCUUAACUGACUGAGCCACCCAGGGACCCCUAACAGAGUUAACUUAAAAAAACAAAACAAAACAAAGCACAAGGUUCACCCUUGCUCAGUAGUGCUUUUAUUUCUUAAAAAAGAUUUUUAUUUACUUGUUUAUUUUUUAAAGACUUAUUUGAGAGAGUUUAGUUUAAAGUUUAUUUGAGAGAGAUGGCCAUAGAUAGAGCACUAGCAGAGGGGGAAGGGCAAAGGGAGAGGAAAAAGCAGACUCUUUGCCCAGCAGGGAGCCUGAUGUGAGGCCCCAUCCCCGACCCUGGAUCAUGACCUGAGCCAAUUGGCAGAAACUUAACCAACGGGGCUACCUUGGUGCCCUAAAAGAUUUUAUUUUUAAGUAAUCUCUAUACCCAAUGUGGGUUCUGAACUUAAAACCCUGAGAUCAAGUUGGUCUAUCAACUGAGCCAGGCAGCGCCCCUCAGUGCUGCUCUUAUUAAGGAAAGCUUUCUCACUGCCCAGUGUAGUAUUCCAUCCAAUCCCCUUGUAUGACAAAAUCAUGACCUCUCCUUGUUUCCAUUGCACCUGCCACAUUCUAACAUGCAACAUAAUUUAGUAGUUCUGCUUUCAGGUUUCCUCUAUUUUCCUUGAACCUAAGAAAUGCCACAUGAAUGCAGGACUGCUUGUCUUAUGCCUGCAUUUUUCCCAUACACCUACCAAAAGUUCCUGAAAACCCAGUAUGUGUUCAAUUCACAUUUGGUAGAACAGUGAAUAAAUACGACAUUUCAACUUCUCCCUUAUUUUAACUACCCCAGGUACUGUAAAUUUCCUCUUUAAGUCUCUAUCCAAAGUGGUGUGAAAAUUAGUAAAGGAAACCACUAGUAGUAGUGGAGUACCUUUCCAUUAGUAAAGGAAAGGUAAUGUGGAGUCAGGAGAUCCUAAAAGAGGUUGCUGGUGGGACAUAUAUAAUCACGAGGAAAAAAUACAAUUUUAAUCUUGACAAGGGAGGAUGCUUUGUGGUACGAAUUUAAUAUCCUGCUUUUAACAAAAAAGAUGCUCUGUCCUUAAAUCAGCAAUGAUGUACUAACCAUGACAUGCAGUAAAUGAAACACUGCCACACUCUCAAAAUUUUGUUCUUCAAUGACUUUUAUUGAAAGACACCCUCUCAAAUCUCCUAAGACCUAAUAAAAGCUGGCUUUACCUUUGUCUCUUUAGAUUUGCUUGUGAUUUACCAUAGUGUGGUUAUCUAGGUUGAAAUUCCUCUGUUAUUCUUGAAUAAGCUUAAUUUACUAGCAAAUUAACUGCUAUUAUUUUUAAGAUUGACAGUAGUAUUUCUCAGUGUUUUCAGGAAUAAAAAAAAUCACGUUUUUGAGAUAAAAGCCUCAGAAUAACCAAACACAUUAGUCCAGCACAGUUUGAUUCUCUCUCUUCUCAGACUCUUAGAGCCUUCUUCUAAAAGUUCUGAGGUUGUCACUCUUUUUUAACCUUUACUGAUGUGUGGGGAGAUGGAACAUGGGUUUUCUAAGAGCUAUUCUUCCACUAAAUAGCUGAAAUGGGUAUUUCACCACUGUUUUUCCGAUAUAAUUUCAAAUACUGAAGCAACAGUACUGCUAGGGCCUGAAGAAAGAAGAAUCAUUCCCAGCAAGGAGAUGAGAUCACUGGGUUAAGAUAACCCUUUAUUUCAGGGCUCAGAUUGUCUCUGCACACAUGCGCCAAAUGAAAAUGACAAUAUCUGUUCUGUACCCAAAACAGCAUCAGUUAAGCUCCUUUGUGUUUGAGAUGAUGUCAGAUUCGUAAAAGAUAUUGAGGAUACCUGAGAAUAUAGAGUAAGAAAUAUAUGGGUAGGGGCUUGUGGGUGGCUUGGCUGAUUGGGUAUCGGCCUUUGGCUCAGGUCAUGAUCUCAGGGUCCUGGGACCCAGUCCCUCAUCAGGCUCUCUGCUUAGCAAAAAGCCUUCUCCCUCUCCCUCUGCUGGUGUUCUUUCUCUCUUUCUCUCAAAUACAUAAAUAAAAUUUUUUUAAAAAGAAAUAUAUGGAUACAAGUGUUCCUCAAUAGAUGGGACACAAUCACUAUACAGGCAAGAGAGGACUAGUGUGGAGCCAGAAGCCGAACCUGUCACUGACCACUUCAUUCAGGGUGGCCUAACAUUCCUGCUCUUCUUCAAUAUCAGAGAAAUAUAUGGGGUGUGAAAAAGGAAACCACAGGCCCCAAAUGGAGUCACUUCUGCUAGGCCAUGCCACCAAACCAGCAAGUAAUUCCAAAGCUCAAUGCAUUUUCAAACUCCCUCAGAAAUUUAGUUCCAAGCUCAGUAAGGGAUUUUCUGGUCAGUACCAAAAAGGUACUCUGCCACAUAUAUAGGCCAUCUCAAUUCCCCAAAGAAAUAUGAGGGACUCUCCUAAUAAGACUCUUUUGUCCCCACAAUAAGGUGAUCUUACCUGACAUAAUCCUUUGUUCUGUUUAUGACAUUUAGGUCCUAUCUUUAAAAACCUUCCCUUUCUGUAGCGCUUUGGAGCUGCCCUCUACUUGCUAGAUGAGAUGCUGCCCAAGUCACAAAUCACUGACUAAAGCCUAUAGACCUUAACAAUGUCUUAGACUUAAUUUUAAACGGACUUUUGUGGAACGCCUGGGUGGCUAGGCAGUUGAGCAUCUGCUUUGGCUCAGGGCAUGAUCCCGGAGCCCAGGAUCUAGUCCUAUAUCCGGUUUAUGUCUGGGGCCUGCUUCUCCCUCUCCUAUGUCUCUGCCUCUCUCUCUGUGUGUCUCGCAUGAAUAAAUAAAAUAUUUUUAAAAAACAAAAACAGGGAAUUUUGUAUUCGUCCUAACCAAUUCCAAAACUGACUAACGUUUCGGGAUACAUGCAUUGAUGAGCAACAUCUUUCAACUAUGUACAUUCAUUAUAUAUCUGGAGUGCUGUACGAAAUGACAUGUAAUUUACCUAAGUAAAAGGAUUUGAGAGCACCUAAAAUAAUAGUGUCUUGGAAGCUGACUGGACUUCCUGGAGUCUAAAAUUAUGACCUUUCUCCGCCUUUAUUUAUUUUUAAAGUUUUUAUUUACUUAUUAUUGAGAAACACGGGGGGGCUGGGGCGCAGAGACACAGGCAGACGAAGAAGCAGGCUCCCUGCAGGGAGGCUGACCUGGGACGAAGAAGCAGGCUCCCUGCAGGGAGGCUGACCUGGGACUCGACCCCGGUUCUCCAGGAUCAGGCCCUGGGCUAGAAAGAGGGACUAAACCGCCGAGCCACCCAGGCCGCCCCUUUAUCCGCCCUUAACAGGAAGUGAUGACAGUGCCUCUGGGUAGGAGCAGCACUUUCCAAAGGCCCCAGGAUGCCACGUGACCUCCGCUCCAGUAUUCCUGGGUGGAGGACGCCCUACUGGAGGCUGCCCUACCUCUGGAAACCACACUACCGGGAAGAGCCUGGGCACGGCGCAGCGAGGAGCCAAUGAGGGAACACAAUGCCGCGUUUCUAGGCGGGCGCCAUCCUAGGGGGCGGGACUUCCGGCCUCAUCUCACUGUAAAUACUUUUCCUCUGGUUGGGUCUGUUUAUCCCCCAAGGGGUCGGGCACAGAGUCGGGGUGACUAGUCGUGAAGACGCAGAGGGACCCACUGUCCUCGCCAGGCACACGGAGGCCCGGGCCCACUCCGAGUCCGAUGGCUGCGACCGCGCCCAGGACCCCGGCGCAGGGUGGCGUGACCUUUGAGGACAUUGCCGUGUACUUCUCCUGGAAGGAGUGGAGACUUCUGGAUGAGGCUCAGAGACGGCUGUACCACCAUGUGAUGCUGGAGAACUUUACACUUAUAUCCUCACUGGGUUGCUGCUGUGGAGCAGAGGCUGCGGAGGCACCCACUGAACAGAGUGCUUCUGGAGGUGUGUCACAGACCAGGACGCCCAGGAUAGCUCUGACUUCCCGGAUGACCCACCCCUGUGAGAUGUGUAGUCUUGUCUUGAGAGACAUUUUCCACUUGGCUGAGGAGCAAGGAAAAGAAAACAGCCAGAAACUGUUAAGGUGUGGGGCAUGUGGGAAACGAUUUUAUUUUAGUAUACGGUUUAAACAGCAGCAGGAGCAGCACGGGGCUGAAAAACCAUUCAGAAACCGUGUAGACAGGGUCUCUGUUGUGAAGAGCUGGGGACUCCACAAUUCUGGAAAGCCCUUUACCUGUGGGGAAGUUCAGAAAGAUUUUCUGUCUGGUUCGGGGCAUCUGCAGCAAGAGGCCACUGAGAGUAGGGAGAAGCCAAACACAAUCAUCCAGUGCAGAGCAACUUUACAAAGCAGAAAAAGUCAUUAUCCUUGGGGAGAAUGCAAGAAUGCCUUUGGUCCCCAACAUUCACAUAUUCAGGACCAGGGUGUUCACCUUGGAAGACAGUGCUUUAUGUGCAGUGACUGUGGGAAGUCUUUUAGCACUCAUACUGCUCUCCAUUAUCACCAGAGAGUUCACACUGGAGAGAGGCCUUAUGAGUGCAGUGAGUGUGGCAAGUCCUUUACCCGAAGACAUAGCCUCAAUGUGCACCUAAAGGUUCACUCAGGUGAAAGGCCUUAUAAGUGUAAUGAAUGUGGGAAAUCUUUUAUUUGUAGGUAUGAACUCCAGUAUCAUCAUAGAAGUCAUUCUGGAGAAAAACCUUAUGAGUGUAGUGAAUGUGGAAAAUCUUUUACCUCUAGCUCUGCCCUCAGUUAUCAUCAGAGAUCUCACAGAGGAGAAAGACCUUAUGAGUGCAAUGAAUGUGGGAAAUCUUUUACUUCUGGGUCUUCCCUCAGGUACCAUCAGAGAGGUCACACGGGAGAAAGGCCUUAUGAGUGCAGUGAAUGUGGGAAAUCCUUUAGACAAAAAUAUUCCCUCUCAAUACACCAGAAAAUUCAUAGUAGAGGAAGCCCUUAUAAAUGCAACAAAUGUGGGAAAUCUUUUUCUUGUAGUUCCAGUUUCCAUUAUCAUCAGAGAAUUCACACAGGAGAAAGGCCUUAUGAGUGCAGUGAGUGUGGAAAAUCUUUUAUCAGUAGCACUGCCCUCCAUUAUCAUCAGAGAAUUCACACUGGAGAAAGGCCUCAUGAGUGCAGUGACUGUGGGAAAUCUUUCAGCACUCAUAGUGCUCUUCGAUAUCAUCACAGAGUUCACACUGGAGAGAGGCCUCAUGAGUGCAGUGAAUGUGGCAAGUCCUUUACCCGAAGAAAUAGCCUCAAUAUGCACCUCAAAGUUCAUUCAAGUGAAAGGUUUUAUGAGUGUAAUGAAUGUGGGAAAUCUUUUAUUUGUAGGUAUGAACUCCAGUAUCAUAACAGAGUUCAUUCUGGAGAAAAACCUUUUGAGUGCAAUGAAUGUGGAAAAUCUUUUACCUCUAGCUCUGCCCUCACUUAUCAUCAGAGAUCUCACAGAGGAGAAAGGCCUUAUGAGUGUAGUGAAUGUGGGAAAUCUUUUACUUCUGGGUCUUCCCUCAGGUACCAUCAGAGAGGUCACACAGGAGAAAGGCCUUAUCAGUGCAGUGAAUGUGGGAAAUCCUUUAGGCAAAAACAUUCCCUCUCAAUACAUCAGAGAAUUCAUAAUGGUGGAAGCCCUUACCAAUGCGACAAAUGUGGGAAAUCUUUUACUUUUAGUUCCAGUUUCCAUUAUCAUCAGAGAAUUCACACAGGAGAAAGGCCUUAUGAAUGCAAUGAGUGUGGAAAAUCUUUUAUCAGUAGCACUGCCCUCCAUUAUCAUCACAGAGUUCAUACUGGAGAAAGGCCUCAUGAGUGCAGUGAAUGUGGGAAGUCCUUUAUCCAAACAUCUUCCCUCUCAGUACACCAGAGACUUCAUAAGAGAGAAAGGCCUUACGAAUGCAGUGAAUGUGGUAAAUCCUUUACCUAUAGUUCCAGUUUCCAUUAUCAUCAAAAAGUUCACACUGGAGAAAGGCCACAUGAGUGCAGUGAAUGUGGGAAGUCCUUUAUCACUCGUACUGCUCUCUGUUACCAUCACAGGGUUCACACUGGAGAACGGCUUAUGAGUGCAGUGAAUGUGGGAAAUCGUUUAGGGGAAAAUCUAACCUCUCUCAACAUUGGAAAGUUCACACUAGAGAAAGGCAUAAUUGUAUAAUGAAUAUGCAAUUUCCUUAUUCAGUGUAAUGACACUGGUGAAACUCUCUGAGGAGGCAUUUGCCUGAUUUGAAUCUUUUACAGUUGGAGAUUCCUUACAAUUUCAGUUAUGUUGGAAUAUAUGUGGCUAAGUUGCAUUUUCUAACUUGUCCAGAGAUCCCUCUAAAUUUAUGUAACUGACAGUUCAGUGACUAUUUCACCUCUGCCAGCUGGUAGGUCCACACAGUGCACAUCUGUCCUCACCCCAGUGUACUCCUUGUACUCAGGCUGACCUCUGUUCUCAUGAAUUGCAGCAGAUUAGCAGUAACCUGAGGCCUUAGGGGUCAGCUUUCCUUCUUCCUUGAAUACCUUCAAGGCAUGGACCUAAAUCAGUGAUGAUCCAGAGAAUAUCAUGAGUUUGGCUGGCAGUUUACAGAGAAUGACUACGUUUUUGAGAGAUACCUUGGUCUUAUGUGAUGCUUGUGAUGAGUUUCUCCAGCUUCCAGGUCACAGAACGGAGAACUAUCUGCUGCACGUUGAUUUGGCCGACAUGGUAAUCAAGGCCUUACUGUUUAAGUCCUUUUUGAUUUUGAAUUUCUACUUACUGUACAGGCUAAUUUAUAAAGAGACGUGGGCUCAUCAGUCAUCAGAGGCUCACCUUUUUAGGAAUCUCCAAUUAUCUGUGCCUGUGGAGGGAGAGGAGGAAGGCAGAAAACAGCUUGCCAGGUUUUUGUUUUGUUUUGGUUUGGUUUGGUUUUUUUUUUUUUUUUUUUAAGUAAACUUUGUGUCCAACUUGGGACUCAAACUCAAAACCUCAUGAAUCACAGGCUCAGGCAGCCUGGGUGGCUCAGCGGUUUAGCACUUGCCUUUGGCCCAGGGCAUGAUCCUGGAGUCCUGGGAUCGAGUCCCACGUUGGGCUCCCUGCAUGGAGCCUGCUUCUCCCUCUGCCUUGUGUCUCUGCCUCUUUCUCUCUGGAUCUCUCGUGAAUAAAUAAAUAAAAUAUUAAAAAAAAAAGAAAAAGAAUCACAGGCUCUACUGACUGAGCCAGCCAGAUGUUUCAGUAAGCAGCCUGCCAGUUUUGACUAAAUUUGCAUUGCUGCCCCACAGCCUCCUAUGCAGGGCUUUCUGGUUUUCUUUUGAGGCCUGGAUGCCAUGUGAUUUUAGGAUCCUCAGUGAUGACCCCAAGGAGGGGGCAAGUGUGAGAUCCUCAGAUGCUUCUGCAAGCAGCAUGAAUUUUUCCCCAUACUCAAAAGAGAUCUCACAGGGGAUGUCAGCACCAUUGAGGUGGUAUCUUCCCAUGUCUACAAACAGCUAUGUGCUCUGAUGUCCACAGUUCACUAGGCUAGGGUCUCUGGUUCUAAGACCACAGGGGGCAGGGGGAAACUGUAACUGGUACAGAAACACUGGCUUAAUAGGAAAUGGAGGAGACUGCAGCCAACUGGAUGCAGUGUGCCUCUUCUAAAAGUGCAUCCGAACACGUUUCUGUGGCAGUGACUCUGCAGGAUUAGUGUGUGCACAAAUCUUAGGAGGUAUAGGUGUGCGUUUCUUAUGUAGCUGAAGUCAUUGUCAGAUAAAAUAAUUGAAAGCUAGACUUUACAAAUGGCAAAAAUAAUAAUAAUAAUAAUAAUAAUAAUAAUAAUAAUAAUUGAAAGCUAUUGAUUCCUUUACCCCCCUCAUUGUUUACCACUUCAAAGCCAUUACUGCACAGAGAGGAAAACAAGAUAUUAAAGGAGGUGGAGGGGGCGCCUGGGUGACUCAGUGGUUGAGCGCCGGCCUUCGGCCCAGGAUAUGAUCCUGGAGACCCAGGAUCGAGUCCCACAUGCAGGGAGCCCGUUUUCCCCUUUGCCUCUCACUCUCUGUGUGUCUCAUGAAUAAAUAAAUAAAAUCUUAAAAAAUAAAUAAAUAAAAAUAAAAGGGGUGGAGGAAUCUGUAGUUUUUUGAUGUGGCUCUUAAGACCCAGGCACUGUUCCUGUUGGCUCUGGUGGAAAUGUCCUUCACUGCUCCCGGUAUUUGCAGACACCGAGGUAAGACUGACCCCUAGAGGACAUGGGAACAGGUGGGACUGUCAGUAUAGGGUUGCCAAACAUAUUUUUGAGCCGAUUUUUAAAACUAUAAAGGUUUAAUUUACAGAUGUUAAUAAACUGCGUGUUUAUAAAUGUACAAUUUGAUAAGUUUUGACAAGCAUAUGAAUCUCUGAAAACCAUCAUAACCUUGAUAAUGACUAUAUAUGUCAUGGUAUAUUUACCUCCUGCCCUAUUACAGACUCUCCUUACGCUACCCACCUCUUGGUAACCAUUGUACUUUGUUUUGCAAUGGAAGCCAUCACAUUUUUUAUUUAUAUGUUUGGAAUCAAACUGUUUACUCUUUUUUUCCUGAUUUCCUUUGUGUUUUAUAAUUACUUUGACUUUCAUCAAUGAUAUUAUGAGUAGCUCACUUUUCUAACAUUCUUAUGUUUGGGUAUGCUACUGUUACUUUAUUCAUCCUUUUUAUGGGCUUUUAGGUUAUUUCUAGAUUUGCCUAUUGAAAAUAAAGCACUCAACAAACA
Molecule: messenger RNA, 18029 nt
Organism: Nyctereutes procyonoides (raccoon dog)
Lineage: Eukaryota; Metazoa; Chordata; Mammalia; Carnivora; Canidae
Product: zinc finger protein 211-like
Biological process (GO): negative regulation of transcription by RNA polymerase II
Molecular function (GO): DNA-binding transcription repressor activity, RNA polymerase II-specific
Source: RefSeq, a predicted model, not a curated record